Stylophora pistillata is the source of this 3951-nucleotide messenger RNA. RefSeq lists its product as uncharacterized. NCBI's taxonomy places the organism in Eukaryota, Metazoa, Cnidaria, Anthozoa, Scleractinia, Pocilloporidae. The record is from RefSeq and is a predicted model, not a curated record.
GUCCAUGAUCUACUAGCUAUUUACGAUUUUAAUUGUGUAUCUGUAGGUUUACAUACAUUGAAAAAAUAUCACUAUUACUUGCUUGUCACGAAUUGGCGCAAGCCCUAGAGAGCUGCUUCGUUUUGCUUUCUUAAUUUGAAAACUGCCCAUCCUUAUCUUUAACAGUCUAUAGAUGAGGACCCACACAACGAAAGGCAACUUUCUCUGAAGUGUGAAAGCAAGAGAAAGAAAAAUGGACAUUAUUUUCUCUCGGUGAAAGAUUUUUCAGAGUUGCUCGAUCAAAAGAAUGAAAUAAAAGAAACUGACUCGUGUCAAUACGGCGAUUUACGUGGAAAAAUGCUUGUUUACUUGUUUAUAUGGUGCAAGGAGAGUUUUUGCGUUAUAUGCUAUCUUCAAAUAGCCCGCAGCGGAAGUUAAUGCACUGAAUUGACUAUAAGACAGAUGGUCAGUGUUGUGCUUCCAAACCUCUACUGCUUACACCCUGAAUAAAUAAAUGGAGCUUUGGUGGAUUAUUUUGGCCGGCUGUGGAGGAGGCCUACUUCUCGUCGCUUAUGUGGCAGUUGUCAUGUACAAAAUAUUUCGACGCAAGAAAAGGGUCCAGAUGAACCAGGCGGGAGACCCGAAACGCCUCCCUGAUGAUAAGGAUUGGGCAACUCACGCCGAUACAAGCGCGGUUUCUGAGAGAACCGAAGACGGACUUUGUAUUGACACCAAAAGAGGUUCUACCAAAAUUCGUCGCAAAGCUUCCACGGUACUCAUACCAAACGCUUUUGUCAGCGAGAUUCCAGGGACUUCAGACGCAGUUCUACAAUCCGUGCAAAGCGUUACGUCUCCGAAAAUUAACCCUGCAAAUACACAAAAUGGACCUCACAAGACUGCCAUCGACGGAAAAGCAUCAACUGGACAAAAAUCACCUUUAAAUGAAGAAAGUAAGACUACAAAUUCCGCAAGCAACAGCCCUGAUCUGGUCCAAAGAUCUGAAUACACAUGGGAAACAUUGGUACGCCAACCAAGGGAUGUGAAAGAAAACCAAAGCCAGUCAUUUAACUGGGAAGUUGAUAAGCGAAGAGAUCAAAAGAUAACCACUCGCUCCUUGAAACUAAAAAGUGAUGAAGAAGGGAGGCGAUUUGUGAGAAGCAAAUCUUUCAAGGGGUACACUCAGCGCGAGCUGGCCAUGCUGUCUGCAGAGGAGAUGCCUCCAUUAACCAAAGUAGUUGUUUCUGUAAAACGCGGUGGUGAAAACAAGAAAAGGACGAGUCCCCGUGAAUCUGAAAAGGAUCAAAGUUCAGACGCUGAUACAAAAAAGAAAAUAUCUGUCAAAUCUACGACUGCCGAGAAAAGCACAAAAAUCAACAGAUCAGGGUCCGCCCCAUCCAUAACAGCUAAGGAAAAAGUGGUUAAAAAUGCAGAAGAGAUUAUCAAACCUCGAACGAAAUCGUAUACAUGGAUUCCAGAGCCAGACUACCAAUCUGUUUCCAUCGAAGAGGUCGUUUCAGCCACUAAAGAACAAAACAAAGUCAACCGCGAAGAUCAGGUGUGCAUAGUGGAAAUUCACAACAAACCGAAUGACCCAGACUCACAAGUUAGUUCGUCUGCCGGAAACGAAACCAAAAUGAUCCAUGCAACACGAGGUGUGUCUAACGAAGAGCAAUCACGUGAAGAACAAAACGACCUUUGCACUAUAAUUGAUAUCGUUGAUAUUGGGGUUACCUCAUCGGGCCCAGGUGUUGCCAAAAGAGUAACUACAGUUAUAGAUGGUGACAGCCCAAACACGAAGGUAAAGGAGGAGACCGAAAUUCCAAUGGAAAGUAGCAUCAAAAGAGAAUUAUCUGUCAGAAACAGAGUUCAAAACUUGGAGGAUACGAUUACCCCUGAACUUCCAGUUACCCAGCAUGACAAAACUUCAACAACUGAAGGAAAGAAUGCAAAUGAAACGAGUCUACCUUCUGGAACUGAUAAUAACAGUAGUGUCCAGAUAUUGCCCAGUUCAUAUCAAAAGCCAAGUGCGACCAAAGUGAUAACAGUCGAGGCAACUGUCCACAAUGUCCCCAAUGGCCAUCCUCCCCUCACAACCAAACCAUCAGAAGUCCGAUCGAUUGGCAAAUUGACCUUCAUCAAAAAUGUCGACAUGCCUUACAACCAGAGAAUCCAGGAUUCGCGAACGAGUAUCGAGACAGCCUCCUCAAUUCUUACAAGGCAAUCGUCUAAUGGGAUAUUGAUGGGAAACGGAAGAACUCCACUAGGAAAAACUGAAGAACUUCAUCAAAAGAAAACUUCGCCGAUGCCUCCGCCUGUACCUUAUUCGAUACAACCCCGAGCUUCUAGCCAAACCCAGGACACUACCAAAAUAACUAUUUUAUCGAAAGACAAUUUGGAAAAAAGUAACGCAGUCCCUCAGCUGACUUCAGCGGAGGUACUGCAAAGAGCGUUGCAAAAAUCUGUGAAAGGCAAUGCAGGGAACUUACCACCAUCGACAACGACACCAACACCAACUAUAACAUCAACGACAGCAAAGGAGGCAGACACCGAGCUUACUUUGGAAGAAAAGAAGAAAAUCUGGAAGCGAGAACAAAUAGUGGAUCAGGUGCACAACGCUCGGACAAGAAAUGAAAACCAAAACUUCGUAUUUGGCACAGGUCUGGCUUACCAGUCUUGCAUGCCUGAACUGCAGAACAGACUUAAGCAAUUAACACUUGCAAAAUGACUCACACGAUAGAACGAUACCAGAAUGCUGACCACUCAAGAAAGCUUGUGAGUUCUUCUGGUAGAAAAAAAGAGAGCUUCCUCGCCAAUAGGUAAUUGUAAGCUCGCCGAGGUUUUGCAAUUGUUGUCAGAAUCUCAGCCGGACUUCUACAGGCUGUUAGUGGCCGAAGAUUCUCAAUGUAAUACUGUAUAUCAAAUGUAACUGAGCAAUUAACAUACUUUCGACAAGUAUAUAGAAGCUUGUCUUACCUGAAGCUCUUUUCUCCAACACUCUCGACAAUACACCUGUGCAUCGGUAAACAUGAAGUCAUUCAAAACAAUAACUUUUUUGUUUGUUACGUUAUAAUUCUUAAAUCGUGCAACAUUGCAGGUUCAUUGCCUUUGUGAGUAUAUUUCCCAAACAAUAGGAGAGCGAAUUUCUAUUUCAACUCUUAGACUUUUUAGACGUGACUUUUCAACAUAUUACUUAGACUUGACAGUAACUAGAAUGGGCAAUGUUGAUAGAAUCUCGCUUCGACAGUGUAGAAAAAGUAACUAGCGUUUGCAUGGAAAGUGGUGAAGCAGACUGGUGAAUUUUCCAAAUGAAUCUGGUGCCGGAUGAUUCCCUACGGCCAGCGUUUUGAAAUCAUUUAGAUUUUCAGCGCCAUUCGUUACGAAGAUCUCGCUGUGCCAUAUUUCAGUGUGCCAUGCACGUGUGAUGUGAUUGUUUUUAUUGUUAGCUUAGUAGGAAAGCUCUCAUGUUCAGUCAUAAUCUGUCAGAUAUAUCUGAGUGUUCGCUCACAAGAGCUUUUACUGCAUAAAAUGAAGUGAGAUUAUUAAGACAAAUCCCUGAGGCUAACCGAGAGGAUGCUUAUAGCUUUUCAAGUAUCAUCGAGUUGGCAAAGUUUUGGUUAUAAUUUGAAUAUAUCAACAAAUUUGAAAUGGUAAAUUGGCCUGUAUGCAGCCGCCCCCGUUUCUUUUGCAGGGUGGAGGGGAGAGAGGACUGUAAACAGGCUAAUUUUUUAUUAGCAAGGCCGAUUGUCAGGUUACCAACUCGCCUGGAGAUCCCAAAAAGGGCUUUUUGCUUCGCGGGACGUUCGGGUUCAUCCUUGUUCCCAAGGCUUUUUCCCUUAAUCGAGGGUGGGCCUUUUCCCGCUCCACCCCCUAGAAAGGGAAAAAGUCAUGGGAACGAGAUUGGUUCGGGUUCGUUUUUUUUUCAAUAAACGAUGAAUUAAUCCAAGUAUAGGAAAUUACAUAUUUUUAUCGAGA